Protopolystoma xenopodis is the source of this 300-nucleotide messenger RNA. Lineage: Eukaryota; Metazoa; Platyhelminthes; Monogenea; Polystomatidea; Polystomatidae. The record is from the annotation of a GenBank genome assembly.
AUGAGAGGAGGCAACGACCUUUUGACUUUCGGCCGGCAAGCAGAGUUACGUAACUUGGGCGCUUGUUUAAAAGACUUCACUUUUUUCGCGAUGCCUCGAAUCUGUCAUGCUCUCUUGACAGAAUUCUCGGCGCCGGGAAGUUGGGGGGGCAGAGCUGUUGACAUGCUCGCUGCUCCACUUGAACACGCGUCAUUCCUCGCCUUUGAUGAAGAGCCACUUCGUCUUCUGCUGGCGGUGAGACGCAGACUCGACGUUGGUUACGUUCGCUUGAAGCGGGGACAAAUGGGAGACGAACACUAA